AUGGGGCCCAAAAAUAUAAAAUAUGAUGGCAAUUGUGGCUUUAGAGCUAUUGCUGGGUUGCUAGGUUACGGGGAGAAUUCUUGGCGUAAAGUAAAGAGGGAGUUACUAAAUGAGUUGGAAAAUGAUGAAUUUCUUUAUGAAUUUAUCUUUCAGAGUGUUGAAAGUAAGCGUGAGGUUGAGUAUCGCUUGGAUUAUUUUGAUGAUUACCCUUUAGAAGAUAGGUGGAUGCUCAUACUAGAAAUGGGUUACCUUAUUGCAAAUUGUUACAAUGUGGUCUUGAUGCAUUUUUCAAAUGUCAUAUCUCUUAUGUUUCUACCAACGGAAAGUCAUUCUUUACCUGAAUAUCAACGUUGGGAAAUUUCCAUCGUACUGGUUGAAAAACACUUUGUGCAGCUACACUUGCAACCACACCAUCCUAUGCCACCUGUUAUCAUUCGUUGGCUUGAUAUUUCCAACCUCAAAGCAUUGGAUCGGUAUAGUCCAUAUCGAGAUCGUAUUGACAAUCGGAAAGAGCUUAUCGGUUCAUUUGAUGUACAUCUUCAUGUAUAUUGA
This is a messenger RNA of Prunus dulcis (almond), 552 nucleotides long. RefSeq lists its product as uncharacterized. NCBI's taxonomy places the organism in Eukaryota, Viridiplantae, Streptophyta, Magnoliopsida, Rosales, Rosaceae. The record is from RefSeq and is a predicted model, not a curated record. Bases 1 to 552 code for a protein of 183 amino acids. The transcript is spliced from 2 exons.